AUGUCGGCGAAACGAGGCGGCAUUUCAUUAUGUCUUCUACACCCGACAACAUCAAACAGACUUCCUCAUCAGAUUCGUCGCCCUGGCAACAUAACUUUUGGCCACAUUUCCUUGCAACUCUGUCAACUCGGCGGUUUCGCCACUCACGUCAGUGCAGAACCUCGUCGAUUGGGUUGUCCUUUUCAGUCUGUACCACUUUUCGUGUCUCGUCACCUUUGCCUCCGACCCCAGGCCGCUGUCAGGUCUGACCUAAUGGACCCUUUUUUUGUGGGUACCAAUUCGGCCGAGCCACGAGUGCCCAAUUGCUUUGGUGGCCUCACCGACGAGGUGACAACAGACUGUAUUGUGCUGUAUCUAUUCCAACGCUUCCGUUUAAGAUGA
Messenger RNA from Protopolystoma xenopodis, 381 nucleotides. The record is from the annotation of a GenBank genome assembly. NCBI's taxonomy places the organism in Eukaryota, Metazoa, Platyhelminthes, Monogenea, Polystomatidea, Polystomatidae.